UUAGGUAAAUACACCAGUUUAGAAUGAACCUUACUAAUGGAUUCUAAACGACGCCAUAUUUCAACUCUGUGUGAUCCCUGUCUAUGUUUGGAACAUAGAAUAGGUAUGCUAUACAAAGAAAGAUACAGAAGGAAACUUUUUCGCUCAUAGAGGGCGCUUGUAGAAUAACAGCUGUUUUCAUUGUCCACUACAAACCUUCGAUUGAUUAAAUAAUAUGAAAUAGACUGAAAUGACUAUCUUAACGAUUAGAAGAAAUGAUUCUGAAUCGAAUAUAUCAGUUACGCAACCUGCCAAUAAAUUUGGAGUAUUUGGAAUUAAACCAAGAUUCCUACAAAAUUGCAAUAAUGCAUUGGUUGCCUGUUUUUGGCUAACAAUUGCUAGAACCUUAUCAUCAGCUUUAACUGCUGGAGUUGUUGGAUCUACGCUUCCUCACGUUGAGAAGAGAUUUGGAUUUACUAGCAGACAAUCCGCUAUUUUCAUAGCAAUUUUUGAUUUCGCAAGCAUUCCGUCCCUGAUACUGGUUUCCGUAUUAGGUGCACAAUGCCACAAACCAAAAGUAAUCGGAUUUGGAAUGUUACUCCUGAGUGCCUCGUGCAUAGUCGCUGUUCUUCCUCACUUUUUUACAUCAUCGUACGUUCCAAAGGUGGAGAAAAAUGAAAAUGAUUCGCAUAUUCUAUGUGGAGAGUCUGAAUAUCAAGGCUGCCGAGUUGUCGAGAAAAAACUAAUAUCCUCAACACAUUGGGCUUUGGGUUGCUUAAUUAUGGCUAGGAUAUUAUGUGCUUUUGGUAACACUCCGCUAAACACUCUUGCUUAUAAUUACAUGCAUGAUGUGGCUCGGAAAGAACAUUUCAACAUUGCAGUAGCGGUUUUGAACAUGGCAAUGAUGAUUGGAACUGCCGUGGGUUAUCUCGCUGGUGCAGCAACACUAGAGUUACCUCAUACCUGGCCAGCAAAAGCUGAUUUCUCAAAGUCUAAUCCAAAUUAUGUUGGUGCCUGGUGGUUAAGUUAUAUUGUAAUUGCCUUGGCAACUUUGAUAACUUUUAUACCUAUUUCCGCUUUUCCACGUGAUCUACCUGGUGCAGAGGGAAUUCGAAGAAAUAGAAAAACAGAAGCACACAAGGGCCAAGAAGAUGAUGAGACAGCCAUUUUCGUACACUGGAGAGAUAUGGGGGCGCACGCGAAAAGAUUAAUAAAAAAUUUUCCUUUCCUUGCACUUGCAAUGUAUUAUUCAGUAAAUUAUUCAACAACAAAUGGGUUUGCUGAUUUUGCACCAAAACUGGUCCAAGUAGGUUUUGGUUUAAGCGCUUCAAAAGCGGCAUUAGCAGCUGGAACAACGUUAGUUCUGGCUGCACCAUUCGGAACCAUUUUGGCAACUUUUAUUAGUACCAAAUUUAAGUUCUCUUGCAAAAAUUUAUUGACUUGGGUAUGCAUCAUCUCUUUCACUGCAACAACUUUUGCUCCAAUUCUCUUAGCUCCUUGUCAAGGUCCAGCAUUAAGACAUACUGAUUACAAUUGUCUCACCAACUUCUGUAGAUGUUCUGAUAAUGAAAUUCAGGCUGUUUGCGGAUCUGAUGGGUAUACUUACGAGUCUGCCUGUCAUGCAGGAUGUCUUUCGGCAAAUUCUACUACGGAUUUUCAUAAUUGUCAAUGUUUAAUUAAUUCAACACAAUCAGCAAAAGCAGGCGUCUGCCCUCACCCUGGAUGUGGAUGGAGACUUCCCGUUUUCUUGGGAUUAGUAUUUAUAUUUUGCGCAUUGCUAUUCGCUGAGCAAACAUUAGCGACGACGGCCACCGUCAGAAUUGUUGGCGCGUCUCAGAGGCCAAUGGCUAUAGCCCUUAAGUGGACAGGAAUUCGUUUGAUAAGUCCUAUUUUUGGUCCAUUUAGUAUGGGAAUUAUAUUUGAUUCUGCUUGUCAGCUCUGGAGUAAAAAAUGUGGAGCUCGAAGAUCCUGUGAAAUGUAUGAUACUCAUGACUUGUCAAUGAAGAUGAUGAUCUUGCAGUUGUUCAUUCAUGUCAUAUCUACUGUUUUAGCAGCAGUCGCUAUUGGAUGCUAUCGCAAGCCAUCAAAUAAUUCGAUAAGAAACGACGAAUUAGAAAAAAUGGCAGAUCAACAAACUGAGAAAAGGUCCAAUCCUGAUAAUGAUGAUUGAGAAUAUGUCAAAACUUUUGAAUUUUUAAAAAGCAAACUUUCUACAAUUUUUCAAGAAAAGUGAGAAAUCACUAUAAUAACUGAUUAUAUCUCAAAAUGACUUUUUAUAAAUUGUAUUUUUUUGCACGUUUAACUAAAAUAUCAUAUGCAGUAUGCCUAUUUUAUAUUUUCAUAUAAGAGACUUUUUCUAAUGAUAUUACGAAACCCUUCAUGAUGUGCUACGUAUUGUAUUUAUUUACAAAAUAAAUAUCUAUAUUAAUUUGUUUAAAA
Molecule: messenger RNA, 2418 nt
Organism: Dimorphilus gyrociliatus
Lineage: Eukaryota; Metazoa; Annelida; Polychaeta; Dinophilidae
Source: the annotation of a GenBank genome assembly